Molecule: messenger RNA, 1493 nt
Organism: Mus caroli (Ryukyu mouse)
Lineage: Eukaryota; Metazoa; Chordata; Mammalia; Rodentia; Muridae
Gene: Fam241b
Product: family with sequence similarity 241 member B
Cellular component (GO): intracellular membrane-bounded organelle
Source: RefSeq, a predicted model, not a curated record
GUGCGCGCAGGUGGGUGGUGUUCGCGCCGGGUCCCGGAUCCGCACCCCUCCCCACCGCUGCGGGACCUGGAGCCACGCCUGACCGAGGCGCUGCAGCGGCGCGGGUGGCCCAGCCUGCGGGAUGACAAAGCACGGGACGCCGCGCGGAACCGCGACCCUGCCCGCUCCACGCUGUGCUCCUCCCCGGGCCCAACCUGCCUCGGUGCCCCGGCGGGUUGAGAUGAACACGGAGGCGCUCCUUGGGUGACAGUGCCGGGCCUAUCGUCACACUUAGGGGCUGCAAAGCUGGGGUCCCCCAGAGCCGCAGCUGCAGCUCACACCCCGUGUGGUGGGAGGUUGGACUUCGUCCUUUACCUGGGUGUUCCCUGAAGGGUUUCACUUAGCAGAAGCUGGUCUUUAACCCCUGACCUUCCAGCCUGUACCUCCUUGGAGUUCUGGUGGUUGAUUACAGGUACAGCGCCGCAGAAAUUCCCAGCGUCCAGGGAGAAUGGUGAGGAUCUUGGCCAAUGGGGAGAUCGUUCAGGAUGAUGACCCCCGAGUGAGGACGACCACCCAGCACAGAAGUAGCAGCUCUCAGCAGGGCUUUUUCAACAGAGGCCACGGCACACCUCCAGGGGGCCCUGGACCCCGCCAGCAGCAGGCAGGUGCCCGACUGGGUGCUGCCCAAUCUCCUUUCAGUGACCUGAACCGGCAGCUGGUGAACAUGGGCUUCCCACAAUGGCACCUUGGGAACCACGUGGUGGAACCUGUGACCUCCAUCCUCCUGCUCUUCCUGCUUAUGAUGCUCGGGGUUCGUGGCCUUCUGCUUGUGGGCCUGGUCUACCUGGUGUCUCAUCUGAGUCAGCGGUGACCUCCGGGGGACUCAUGAGGGCGGGAGUGUUCAGUAGGAUCAACUGGACUGGGCUUCGUGCGACAUCAUGCACAGGGGGAGGGAGCUUGGGUGGGCUCAGAAGGUGUGAUGGGCAUGAGGCAGGCAUUGUAGAUUUUUCUCCCGCUGUAGGAGGCAGAGGGUCUCUCUGGGCCAGCAUUGCUGAAAAAGAGAGUCCUGUGGUUUCCUGGAAUGUUUUUAGGGGGCAUAGGGCUUCCGCUAAAAAGCACAAGCAAGAAUAAGAAAGGCUCAGUAUGUUGUGUUCUCCCAGAACAUAAAUCUCCCACCAGGCGCAAACCUGGAGCUGAGAGCAGCUGGGAACUGGCCAGAGUUUUAUAGCAUUCCUUCAUUUUAAUGGUGUCCUUUUUUUAUUGGCUGAUCUUAUGUAUGAGGAAGGACAUUGACAUUCUAUUUAUCAUGAUCUUUCCUUUUCUUUGGGUUUUCCAAGACAGAGGAGUCUCACUGUGUAGCCUUGGCUGGCCUGGAACUCACCAUGGAGACCAGGUUGGCCUCCAGCUCACAGAGAUCCUCCUGCGUCUUCCUCCCAAGUGUUGGGACCAAAGGUGUGUGAUACUGUGCCCAGCUAUUGUGAUAUUUUCAAUAAAUAAAUUGGAGUCCCUUUUAA